UUAUCGUCGUCGUUCACAACCAGUUCGUCAUCGUCAGCGUAUGCGCAUAGGGCGUCAUGUCUGUCUGGUGACCUUUGACGAUAAUACAGUUAUAUUCUCCGUCUUUUAUAAUAUUAUAUUAUACUUUUGAAUGCCACUAAUAACGCUCAAAUUGAAAUAUCGUUUAUAUCGCGUAAUGUUCCGGUGGUUCGUUUACACCACGUCUUAGUUUUAAUACGCUUAGUCGACGGUACAUCGUGCCAUCGUCCGGCGUCGUCAUCGUGACUUUUAAUUGUACCCUUUAUAAUUAUUAAUAUCAAAAUAUUAUAAUUCGCUGUCGGCGCGUGUGCAAAACACACACACACACACACACACACACGACACACAUAUACGACAAAUAUCAAUUUCCGUCUGUUCGAGGUGCCGGCACCGAUUCAUUUAUAUCUAUACCAUAUAGGACCAUAUAGGUUAUUGGUUGCUGCCACCUAGCCGUCUGGACUGUCAACAGCCGUUAACCGCAAACGAGCUGCCGCCGCCGACACCAUAUCAAAGAAUUCGUGGACAAUUGAUAAGCUGAAUCCAUCAACAAGCCGUUAUUGCAAAGAGUGGAAUAUGAAUCAAUGGGAAAACGACACUAAUUCUUCUCCUCAAUCUCAACAAUCAUCGUACAGACUCAUCAACAGAUUUAUCCGUUUGAAAACUACAUAUUGGAACAGAGAAUAUGCAAUAAUUUUGCUCGCGUAUAUAGGUUUAACAAUUGUGCACGCUCAAUUUAGUAUAUACUAUGAGUAUUUCAACUUUUUGGUAGAUAAAAAAAAAGUUGACCCUGCCAGUUUUGAUUACUUAAGUUACUUCGGCUAUGGGUAUUUAACCAGUUUCAUACCUGCCGGUGUCUUGACUACUGUUUAUCCAGCUCACAAUAUUUAUGGGAUUUCUGUCACCAUUUCGUCGAUUGGUUAUUUAAUCGCAGCCACGAGUGUAUGUUAUGUAAACGAUCACGCGCAUUUCGUCUUACAAUUCUUUAUGGGAAUGGCAUUGGCCGCGAUAAGAACAGUGAUUGAAAGGGUUUGGACGUAUUGGGUGCCGCUGGAUAAGCAGAUUAUACGUCACGUUCCAGUAGUACUGCACGAUGUGCUACACAAAGGCGGAUAUUUUCAAUACAGCAUUAUCGAUCUACAACACAUAUAUUCAUCUUAUACUUUAAGUCUAUCGAUGGGACUGAUGGGGUUGGCGUGGUACGUUCUGUGGUUCUACGUGGUCAAUGGUAACCGAUUUCGGAGCCCGAACUUGGAUAUCGUUUUGUUUGGAGGUUCGAACAGCCGGCGAUAUUCUUUUGAAACGUCCGGUUUUUCGUUAAUCCGUUCAAUCGUUUCGGACAUACCGUGGAAAUCGUUGUAUACUUCUAAGCCCGUCCUCGUGAUUGCUCUAUUAUACGUGUGUGACGCUCAAAUAGUUUAUAGUAAAGCAGAUGGUGAUUUCUACGCUAACGUAAUUACUGAAUCACAUAUGAGAAACUACACUUUCAUUAUAUUGCUUCUCGUCGUCGUCCUGGCCGAAUUAUUUCCAGAGAUUAUUAUAUCCACUUCCACCACCAACAUCAGAAAGUUUUGGACUUGCUUAUAUUUUGUUUUAAUGAGCAUAUAUUUCUUUCUAGAAUCCAUUAUUGGCAACUCUUUAAAAACCAAUAAAAUUUUACAUUUUGUGCUUAUAGUAGUAGACCUUCUUUAUAAUUCGUUCGGGUUUUACUUAAACCAUUUGGAUAUCGCGCCAAUCUAUGCUAGCUUACUUUUUAGUCUACUGUUGAGCAUGUUUUUCAUUUCCAAUUUUUUUUUGAAACCAAUUCUACAAACAAUAAUCAAUUCUAGGAUACUAGACGAUGCCGGAUCUGAUAUGUUUUUGGCAGUAGUAUGUUUAGCGUUGGCAACGUCCUAUGCUAUUUUCGCUUCUGCGGAAAUUCAACCAUGGGCAGCAGACAAACCAGUUGAAGAAAAUCAACAAGAUAUAAUUGAAAACGACGAUCUACCAUCUGUGUGAUUGACUGAUAAAAUACAUUUAAUAUUGUAAACAAAACGCAUUACACUUUAAUACGUAAUUUAGGUAAUACAGAUAACACAAUUAUUUAUUAUUAUAGAA
Messenger RNA from Rhopalosiphum padi (bird cherry-oat aphid), 2112 nucleotides. RefSeq names its product probable vesicular glutamate transporter eat-4. Bases 592 to 2013 code for a protein of 473 amino acids. The transcript is spliced from 10 exons. NCBI's taxonomy places the organism in Eukaryota, Metazoa, Arthropoda, Insecta, Hemiptera, Aphididae. Gene Ontology annotation, molecular function: transmembrane transporter activity. The record is from RefSeq and is a predicted model, not a curated record. Gene Ontology annotation, biological process: monoatomic anion transport.